AUGUGGCGUUUUAGGUAUGAAGAGUUCGAAAGCUUUGAUAUGUAUUGUAUUGAUGCUGCUGGGGAUCACGUCGAUAUUGAUCGAAAACGGGACUUUGAAGGCCUCACCGCGCCAUACUGGGCGCGGUUGAAUCAAAUGAAGGAGACACAGCGGAAUCUCAGCGAAGAAAUUUCUCACACCUCGGGACUCACAAAUCCCUUGGAUAGUACUGUGAGCUUUUAUCAACAAAAGAAACUUUUAUCCGAGGAGGAGGUCACGGAUGAUGGACGUAGUACAGAGACUGUGAUACGUCUCUUCGUGCGCGACUCAUGUAAUCACCGUUGGGCUUAUUCACAUUUACAAGAUAAGAGUACGGGAAGGACUUCCUUAUCGUCCCUUUUUCACAUCGGAACGGAUGGGGGCAAUCCGAUGUUGGACUCUACGAUCAGCUCCGGGGGAGGUAGACUCACGUACUCAGAGGAGAUGCUCAAAAUGGUUGCGCCGAAGCGGAGAUCCAUCUCCGGGUCCUCUGCGCCCAACAUGUGCGAUCCAUGUACCAACCGAGGCCACGAUGAGUUCUGCAAUCUCAACCAACUCUCUAAUACUACCAGGAAUGAUGCCUAUAGUGGUUCUGCCACGUUAUCGGGGCCCUCUUUCUUCUCCCCCAAGCAUCAUUCCUUUUUAGAGAGCCUGCGGGUGGCGAACGCGUUGCCGGUGGCGGAUACCUUCCGUGUUUGCGUGGCGAACCAGCUCCAGUGGACCCGGAUGGCGGUGUUAGGGAAAGGCUCCUUCGGGACUGUCUACGAGGGCAUCACGACGGACGGAAAGAUCAUGGCGGUGAAGGUGCAGGAGCUGCCGAUCAACGACAACGCCGACGAGAUUCACGCGGUGCGAACGGAGAUGAACUUGCUCUGCUCCAUGGCGCACCGAAACAUCGUGACGUACUACGGCUGUCAAGUAAUAGAGCACGAGGGGGGCUCCCGUCAGAUGGAGAUCUUCCUCGAGCUCUGCCAUGGCGGGACGUUGACACAGCUGCGGCGGCGCUUUGAACGGGCGAAAAAGCCCUUUUCCAUUUCCCUUGUGCGGGCCUACACGCGGCAGAUCCUCGAGGGCCUGGCCUACCUGCACAGUUGCAACGUCAUGCACCGCGACAUCAAGUGUGACAACGUCCUCAUCUCCGCCACGGGGGAGGCCAAGCUGUCGGACUUCGGCUGUAGUAAAUGCAUCGGGACCGCCACCCUCGGGAGGGAGUUCGCCCGAGGAGGCGGGAAAGGGGAACGAGAAGGGGGGGACACCACCACUUCCUCCACCGCCGCCCACAAUUCCAUUGUUGGAUCCCCUCUUUUUAUGGCUCCGGAGGUGCUCCAAGCGAACGGCGCCGACGGUGGCGGGGUAGGGAACGGUGGCGGCUAUUCCAUGGCGGCCGAUAUCUGGUCCGUGGGCUGUGUCGUGCUGGAGCUGCUGGGCCGGGACCCGUGGAAUGUCUCUGGGCGGAACGUCUUCCAGCUUAUGUUCCACAUCGCCCAGGCGAAGGGCCUGCCGAAUGGGGUCCCGGGGUGCUGCCCGGCGGUGCUGUUGGACUUUUUUCACAAGUGCUUCGAGCGGGACCCUGCGCGGCGCUGGACCGCGGUGCAGCUCCUUAAACACCCCUGGAUGGUUUGCCCGGAGAGCGAACUCGAGGAGGUCUUAUCUGAUGAUGCCCGCGAAGGCUUAAAAAAUAAAAAUAAUAAACAACAACUAGAACAGGGACUUACUCCCUCUUGA
Messenger RNA from Phytomonas sp. Hart1, 1743 nucleotides. The record is from the annotation of a GenBank genome assembly. Lineage: Eukaryota; Euglenozoa; Kinetoplastea; Trypanosomatida; Trypanosomatidae.